Phacochoerus africanus (Common warthog) is the source of this 843-nucleotide messenger RNA. Its product is annotated as transmembrane protein 258-like. Bases 513 to 809 code for a protein of 98 amino acids. The transcript has a single exon. Gene Ontology annotation, cellular component: membrane-bounded organelle. NCBI's taxonomy places the organism in Eukaryota, Metazoa, Chordata, Mammalia, Artiodactyla, Suidae. The record is from RefSeq and is a predicted model, not a curated record. Gene Ontology annotation, biological process: protein N-linked glycosylation.
UCGGGUGCAGCCCUAGAAAAGACAAAAAAAAAAGUUUUUGAUAAAUUCAGUUUCAGUUUGCUUUCAGCGAAAUACCGAGUUCUUAGCCAUUUGUACGUUUUUGCCAUAUACCUUUUAUUUUUGCUGAGAAACUUGACCCCAUUUUAGGUGCUCGAAUAAGAAUUCAAGAUUUCAUAGAUCUUGUCAUUUCUAUACUCUUGUCAUUCAGUCUUGCUUGGCUUAAAAUUUCAUUGAGGUUUUUUUUUCGUUAUUUUUUUUCUUCUUCACGUAAUUUGUAUUAUACAGCUGUUCCUGCCUCUGGUCAUUCACAGAGCAAAGAAGGAGGCAGCUACAAUGUCUGAGUGAGAGAAUGCCUUUGGACCUUGAUUCUCAAAUUGAGUUAGCACCUGCCUUAGGGUCACAGGGGUGUUCACGUAAAGGCAGGUUUUCUGUGGGUCCUGCAAAUCUAUCUCUAGGGAGGGGGUGCCUUAGAAAAAAAUCUGAAAAAGAAUAUAUAUAUAGCUGAUUACCCCAUGCCUGGCAAAAUGAAGCUUGAGGCCAUGAACAGAUACAUCAGCCCAGGGAAGCUGGCUGUCUAUCCCCAUCUGACUGUGGUGCUGUUGGCCAUUGGCAUGUUCUUCACUGCCUGGUUUUUCCUCUGGGAGGUCACCUCCAAGUACAUGCGGGAUAUCUAUAAAGAGCUCCCCAUCUCUUCGAUGGCCUCACUCUUCAUGGCCUUUAGUCUUCUUCCUACUGUUCUGGGUCAGCAUCUCUAUAUGAGCUCCCAAGGGUUCCAUCCACGUGGCUUCACGGAAUCCCUGUUUUUGUAAAUUAUUAUUAUUGUCAUUAUUUUUUAUGGCCACA